This is a messenger RNA of Schistocerca nitens (vagrant locust), 2150 nucleotides long. It is a transcript of the gene Rab6, whose product is annotated as ras-related protein Rab6. Bases 156 to 788 code for a protein of 210 amino acids. Gene Ontology annotation, molecular function: GTPase activity; GTP binding. Lineage: Eukaryota; Metazoa; Arthropoda; Insecta; Orthoptera; Acrididae. The record is from RefSeq and is a predicted model, not a curated record. The transcript has 7 exons.
UUGUAGUGACGUCACGGCCUGUAACGUCGUAACGUGGCGGAUUAGUGAUUAAUAGGAGGGGCUGUCAAUUUUUCGUGGUUUAAUGAUUUCUGUGAAACUGUUUGCAUAAAAGUUACAAUUAAUAUACGUACUAAUUUAGAUAAACGAGCCGAAAAAUGUCAUCAUCGGGCGAUUUCGGCAACCCAUUACGCAAGUUUAAAUUAGUUUUCUUAGGAGAGCAAAGCGUUGGGAAAACGUCUCUCAUCACAAGGUUUAUGUAUGACAGCUUCGACAACACAUAUCAGGCUACAAUUGGAAUUGAUUUCCUGUCGAAGACUAUGUAUUUAGAAGACAGAACGGUACGCCUGCAACUUUGGGAUACUGCAGGACAGGAAAGGUUCCGGAGUCUGAUUCCUUCAUAUAUACGUGACUCAACAGUUGCUGUGGUAGUUUACGAUAUCACAAAUGCAAAUUCCUUUCAUCAGACAUCUAAAUGGAUUGACGAUGUUCGGACAGAACGUGGUAGUGACGUAAUAAUUAUGCUUGUUGGCAACAAGACUGAUCUCUCAGAUAAACGACAGGUCUCCACUGAAGAAGGAGAACGGAAAGCCAAGGAACUAAAUGUCAUGUUUAUAGAAACUAGUGCAAAAGCUGGCUACAAUGUUAAGCAGCUUUUCCGACGUGUCGCUGCAGCCCUUCCUGGCAUGGACUCUACUGAAAACAAACCACCAGAAGACACUGUUGAUCUUCAAACACAGACACCCCAGCAAAAUGACCAACAGGAUUCUGAAGGUGGCUGUAUGUGUUAAAUCUUGAAAGUGAAUGAAAAAUGGAAGAAAAUCAGUUAUAUUUGCAACAAAUCUGGGAACAAGCUCGUUGUCAUUGUGAUUGUUGCAAAGACUGAGGUUAAUUCUUGCUUAUUUCAAACGAAGUAAUGUAGGAUAUUGAGUUGCUGUAAGAUGCCUAAAUUUUUUUACUGAACACCGUCAGUUGAUAAGGUCUUCAUUGUAUUUCAUAAUCAUACUUACCUUUUUAAAAAUGCUGUUACUGAAACUGUCAUUCAUCAACUUGGAUCUAGGACUUCGGAUUCACAUGUUACUUAUAUUUAUGCUUUACGUAUAAGAUAUUUACAUAAAGAGCACAAUGUUAACAUAAAAACAGAAACUGAACACAGACUGUUAAUUUCCCAUAAAAUAAGUAGUUCUGAGUAGUCGGAUAGCUUGUUUUAAUUGGUUAUUGUGAGGCAAGAAUUGUACUGUGUUGUAAUGCCUACACAAUUCUGUAAAAUUCAGUUUUUAAAGUUAGCUCAAUUUUGUCCCAUUUGUAAUAGACAUGUGUUUCAGAAUGUGUACAUAGAAGGUCCUGUUUUCAUGUUUUUUCACUUUUUGUGUUCCUUUACUUUCAUUACAACAGUCCUAAAUUCAGCUUGGGAAAAAAAAAAAAAAAAAAAAAAAAAAACCAAGCAUUGUUCAGAGAGUAAAGGCUUGUACCCAUCAGUAAAAAGUUAAAGCUAAUACCUGUUAGUGCACUAUCAACCAGAGUUCUAGUUGCAUCAUUUUGUGAGAGUUUUAUAAAGCAAUUCUGCAUAUAAGAUAGAAUUUAAUCAGAAAAUAACUUUUAAGAUGGGAUGCUGCAAUAUAAUUCUAUUAACAUAUGAAAAUUAAAGUAUAGGGUUGAAUUUUGGAGAUGUUGUUCAUGAAUUUCUGUGGGAACUUGCAAAAAAUAAUUAUAUCCGUUACAAAUCGUAUAAAUAUUUAAGGUGUUAAGUUAUAGCAGACAUCAUGAUUCAUUUAUGCAGUUCAUAACAAUUCAUUAUGGAGAGAAACUGAAGUCUUGCAAAAGGAAUCACUGUCACCUCAGAUGGCUAACUUAUCUCGUGUGGUAUCAAAGUCGCUCUUUAUUUUAAAUUGUGAGCACUUUGAGAAUCUCGAUACUUUUAUUUGUGUAAUUGUUUGGUUUAUAUAAGAUAAAUAAAUCUGUCUGUUGAAAAGUGAUGUAUUAAGUGAGAUGCUUUAAUGUUUACUGGUUGAAUGUUUUUGCACCAGUUAAACUGUGUUUGGCUUUUGUGCAGCUUCCCUGUGCAUUAUUGGCUCAAAGUUGGUGAGAUUAAUUUAUUAUGAAUUCCAUAGUGGAAUGCUUAUUUAAAAAUAAAAAUCAUUGAACAUGUUAAA